AUGGUCAAAAAUAGCCUUAGUUUCCAAAACCAAAAAUCUUCUCAGAGCAUUGAAGAACUUCCUAUAGAAAGAGAAAGAGAAGAACAAAUUACUAAUCUUGCUCCUAAAAAGCAUCAAAAAAUUCCUUUUAAUCAAGGUUUGAAACAGAUACCAAAAAUAGGGCGGACUUGUAGUCUUAAUGACUCAUCUACGAUUUUUGAAAAUCUUGCAAUUGGCUGUGUUAUUAAUUUUCUGAGAAAAUUCAGCCCUUCUCCUAUUGAAAAUAUAGUGGAACAUGUAAAAUCCAAUGAGCAUUCACUCAUAAACUCAGUCAAAGGGAAAUACAAAAAAAACGCUUUUCAAACUGUGGAUUAUGUUUUGACAUGGUAUCCAAAAAUUUUCAAAUUAAAUGACAGUUUUCAUUACUACUUGAAUGUAAAUAUUAUUUAG
Messenger RNA from Blepharisma stoltei, 429 nucleotides. The record is from the annotation of a GenBank genome assembly. NCBI's taxonomy places the organism in Eukaryota, Ciliophora, Heterotrichea, Heterotrichida, Blepharismidae.